Messenger RNA from Olea europaea var. sylvestris, 1654 nucleotides. RefSeq names its product putative dual specificity protein phosphatase DSP8. Gene Ontology annotation, molecular function: protein tyrosine/serine/threonine phosphatase activity; phosphatidylinositol-4,5-bisphosphate 5-phosphatase activity. Bases 119 to 1069 code for a protein of 316 amino acids. Gene Ontology annotation, biological process: protein dephosphorylation. The record is from RefSeq and is a predicted model, not a curated record. NCBI's taxonomy places the organism in Eukaryota, Viridiplantae, Streptophyta, Magnoliopsida, Lamiales, Oleaceae. The transcript has 8 exons.
AAUUCGGAGAAUUCAUUAUUGUUUGAGAUUUUUGGUUGAUGAAUCCAAAUUUGAUAUACUACUUUUCGAAGUCCAACGCAAUCUUGUGGUAGUGAGUUAUUGGUUUAAGUUGAGAGAGAUGUAUAUUAUCGAACAACUGCAAGAGGAGGGAUCGGAGAAUGGAGCAGAGGAGCAAGGGAGUGGUGAUAUCAGUGAAGAUGCUGCUGUUUCUUGGGAGGCAAAAAGGGUUUUGGUCGGUGCUGGAGCGCGUGCACUUUUCUAUCCCACAUUGUUGUACAAUGUUGUUAGAAACAAGAUUCAGUCUGAGUUUCAUUGGUGGGAUAGGGUUGAUGAGUUCGUUCUGUUAGGAGCUGUUCCAUUUCCUACUGAUGUUCCACGCUUGAAGGCUGUUGGUGUUAGCGGAGUGGUUACCUUAAAUGAACCAUACGAGACUUUGGUUCCAACGUCAUUAUAUCAUGAUAAUAGCAUUGAGCACUUGGUCAUUCCUACAAGAGAUUAUCUUUUCGCUCCAUCGUAUGGGGAUAUUGACCAGGCUGUAGAAUUCAUCCAUGAUAACGCACUUUGUGGAAAAACAACAUAUGUUCACUGCAAAGCUGGCCGAGGCCGCAGCACUACCGUUGUACUCUGUUACCUGGUUAAACACAAGCUGAUGACCCCUGAUGCCGCAUACAAUUAUGUGAGGACCAUUAGGCCAAGGGUCCUGUUGGCACCUUCCCAGUGGCAGGCUGUUCAAAAUUACUAUCACGGACUGAAGAAACCCAAGAAAGACAUUGGCACGGAAUGUUCCCUAAAUAGAAGUUUAGGUUCCUCAAAAACGUUAGACCUGGAAGACUUUGAUGCUGAUGAUGACUCUUUGGUGCUGGUAACUGAAUCAGACCUUGACGGAUACGAGGAAAACCAUGCUGAUAUCCCUGGUAAAAACAUGCUGGCUGAAGGAGCAAUUGCCCGACUCUCAUGCCUUUGGCUUCGUUGCCAGUCAGGGCAGAAAGUGCUGAAAAAGAAUCUUGGAAGCCCUGCUCGGAACAGUGAGAUGAGAAGCGUGGGUGUUGAUAUUAUUCGUGUUUGUUGAGCGACUUUCAUGCCUUUGGCUCCGUUGCCAGUCAGGGCAGAAAGUGCCAAAAAAGAAUCUUGGAAUUCCUGCUCGGAACAGUGAGUUGAGAAGUGUGGGUGUUGAUAUUAUUCGUGUUUGUUGAGACGAAUGUUCACCAGAGUCUGAAUGUGCCCCCCCUUCCCCCUCUCCCCAGCCUCUUUAUGUUUUUUCUUCAUUUUGGAUCCGUGCAAAAACCAUCACAUUUAGGGAUGUUGGCUUAUGGAAGCUCCUUUGCACACAUGGUACAGGUUUCAGGAAGUCGGAUUUAGUAAGUGUCGAUAGAGAGUUUACUCUGUGUACUUGGUUGAGUUGUUUCUAUGAGUGGGAAUAAGAUUAUAGUCUGUGUACGUAAAUGAGUUGUUCUACGAGUCCGGAAUAAGCAGGAGGUUCGUUUAUGUACCGAAGCUGAUUUAAUGGAAACCAGUUUCUGUAUCUCGUUCUCUGUUCUGAUGGGAAUUUUUGUUAUUAUUUAGGGAGAGGAAUGUUUAAAAAUUUAAUACCUUAUCAACAUUGUAUAACGGUUAUUGAAAUUUUGCUGCUUAUAAUUGCAAUGGUUAUUUGAUA